Molecule: messenger RNA, 2394 nt
Organism: Candidozyma duobushaemuli
Lineage: Eukaryota; Fungi; Ascomycota; Pichiomycetes; Serinales; Metschnikowiaceae
Gene: HSP78
Product: chaperone ATPase
Exons: 1
Coding region: 1-2394 (797 amino acids)
Biological process (GO): cellular response to heat
Cellular component (GO): cytoplasm; mitochondrial matrix
Molecular function (GO): ATP hydrolysis activity; ATP binding
Source: RefSeq, a predicted model, not a curated record
AUGCUUUCGAAAUCUGCUCGUGCAACUAGAGUAUUGAGAAGGGUGCCCAUGCAACGGGCUCACAUACCCGCUGCUGUGGCUAGUCCUAGAGCCAUGUCGAUUGUUGCAAGAUCUGGGUCUAUAGAUCCAGCUCCAUUAAUACCGAAAAUGAAGGACUUGAGAGUUGAUGUGCUGAGCUUUAGAAACUUCAGUUCGUCUUCAGCAAGAAACAUGCAGAUGGAGAUGAACAAGGAUGAUGAUCCCAAUGUUCCAGCAUUGGAAAAGUACGGAACUAACCUCACGGACUUGGCCAAGGAAGGCAAACUAGAUCCUGUCAUUGGUCGUGAUGAGGAGAUCAGAAGAACUAUUCAAGUGCUUUCUAGAAGAACUAAGAACAACCCAGUGCUCAUUGGUAACGCAGGUACUGGUAAGACCGCUAUCAUGGAGGGUCUUGCUCAGAGAAUACUCAAGGGCGAGGUACCUGAGCUGAUGAAGGACAAGCAGAUUAUUACUCUUGAUUUAGCGGGUAUCAUCUCUGGCGCCAAGUUCAGAGGCGACUUUGAGGGUAAGCUUAAGAAGAUCUUGCAGGAAGUCGAAGACAAGAAGGGUUCUGUGAUCCUUUUCGUUGAUGAGCUCCAUCUUCUCAUGGGGUUGGGUAAAGCUGAAGGCUCAAUUGACGCUUCUAAUAUGUUGAAGCCGGCUUUGGCCAGAGGUAAGCUCUCGCUUUGUGGUGCCACCACCAUCGAAGAAUACAGAAAGUACGUGGAGAAGGAUGCAGCAUUAGCGAGAAGAUUCUCGCCAGUUAUGGUCAACGAGCCAUCCGUUCAAGACUCCAUCUCGAUUCUUCGUGGACUCAAGGAGCGUUAUGAAGUUCAUCACGGUGUACGUAUUACUGACGGAGCACUCGUUACUGCUGGUUUAUACUCCAACAGGUACAUCACCGACAGGUUCCUUCCGGACAAAGCCAUUGACUUGGUGGAUGAAGCUUGCUCAACCUUACGUUUGCAACAUGAAUCUCGUCCAGACGCCAUCACUCACUUGGACAGACAGAUCAUGACCAUUCAAAUCGAAUUGGAGUCUCUCAGAAAGGAGGAGGACCAAUUGUCUGUGGACAGAGCGAAGAAGCUUGAGGAAGAACUCAAGGUGAAGGAAGAGGAGCUCAAAGAAUUGACAGAGAAGUGGGAGGCUGAAAAGAAGGCUAUUGAUGAAGUCAAGCAGGCCAAAGCCGAUUUGGAGCAGGCAAGAUUUGAUUUGGAAGAAAGCCAAAGAAAAGGCAACUACGCCAAGGCUUCUGAGUUGCAAUAUUCAACAAUCCCAAGAUUGCAAGAGCUGGUGAAGGAGCUUACAGAGUCCGAGGACGUGGCAAAGUCUCUGUCGAUCUUACAUGACUCUGUCACUUCUGACGAUAUCGCCGCUGUCAUUUCAAAGAUGACUGGUAUUCCUCUCAGCAAUUUGAUGAAGGGUGAGAAGGACAAAUUGCUUGAUAUGGAGAUCAUCCUCAAGCAGCAUGUGGUGGGCCAGGAUGAGGCCAUCCAUUCGGUAUCUGAUGCGGUGCGUUUGCAAAGAGCUGGCCUCACGAGUGACAAGAGACCUAUUGCAUCAUUUAUGUUUUUGGGCCCAACCGGUACCGGUAAGACUGAGUUGACCAAACAGCUCGCAGAGUUUUUGUUCAACGACAAGAGCUCUGUCAUCAGAUUCGAUAUGUCUGAGUUCCAGGAAAAGCAUACUGUUUCUCGUUUGAUUGGCUCCCCACCAGGAUAUGUUGGAUACGAGGACAGCGGUGAGUUGACGGAGGCUGUGAGGAGAAAACCAUAUUCAGUCAUUUUGUUUGAUGAGUUCGAGAAGGCUCACAAGGAUGUUUCUAAGUUGCUCUUGCAAGUUCUUGAUGAGGGAUCGUUGACGGACUCUCACGGCAAGCACAUCGAUUUCAGAAACACAAUCAUCGUUAUGACUUCCAACAUCGGUCAGGAAAUCCUUCUUGCUGACAAGGAUACCAAGGACGAUGGUUCCAUUAAUGAAUCUGUGAAGCUGGAAAUCACCGAGACGUUGCGUCACCAUUACCCACCAGAAUUCUUGAACCGUCUUGACGAAGUUUUGGUAUUCAACAGACUUUCAAAAUCUUCUUUGAGAAACAUCCUCGAGAUCAGAUUGAGAGAGAUUGGCGAUAGAUUGAGUGACAAGAGAAUGUACCUUCACCUUUCUGACGAAGUGAAGGAGUUUUUGGCUAACAAGGGCUACGAUCCAAUUUACGGUGCAAGACCUUUGAACAGGGUUCUUCAAAAAGACCUUUUGAAUCCAUUGGCCAUGUUGAUGAUCAAGGGCCAGGUAAAGGAAGGCGACGAUGUUCAGGUUGUCAUGAAAGACAAGGAGCUUCAUAUCGUGCCAAACCAUGAAGAGGAGAGCAAGUCAGAUUAA